This is a messenger RNA of Plutella xylostella (diamondback moth), 1176 nucleotides long. Lineage: Eukaryota; Metazoa; Arthropoda; Insecta; Lepidoptera; Plutellidae. The record is from RefSeq and is a predicted model, not a curated record.
CCUUAGUCUUGUCACAUCACUAGUUAUCAUAUCACAUCUCUAGUUCUGUCAAUGUCAUCGAUAGCAACUUGUCACUUUUAACUUGCUCUGGUCUACAACAUUGUGUCAACUGUGUCUGAAAUAAAACAAUAUAAAUUACUGUGCCAGUGAAGACUUUUUAUUAUAAAUAUAUGAACCCCCAAACAAUACAUGGUGUCAAGUGUGGGGUACAGAAAAAGCUGAGAAGAAAUACAUUAAAAUUGUCAAGAUGGACUCCGAUAAAGUCAAGCCGAUGUCUGCUGAGCAUGUGCCGCACAAGGUGAAGAUGGACUCCGACAAAGUCAAGCCGAUGUCUGCUGAGCAUGUGCCGCACAAUGUGAAUGCACUGCCAAUUCUGCACAUUUCGACGGAUGCACUAAAUAACAACGGUGAAGAGUGGAAGAAAUGGUGGCAGCAAUACGAGUUAUACUUGUUAGCAUCAGGGCUGGAUGCCACGUCAGAAAAAAGGAAAAUUGCCAUCAUGCUGCAUUCUAUGGGGGGCAAAGGGUCUUGGAUGUCUUCCGCCUGUCGUUCAUCUCAACCUCAACCCUGACGCUGUUCCGUGCGUUGAUCCACCGAGGAAAGUUCCUUUCGCCCUACUGAAGGAUCUCCGUGGCGAGCUGGAUCGCAUGGUGGAGAUGGAGGUCAUAGAAAAGGUCACUAAGCCUACUUCUUGGGUCAAUUCAGUGGUUGUAACUGUAAAAGAAUUAGGUCAGUUAAGAAUUUGUUUGGAUCCUAGACAUUUAAACAAGAGCAUAAUGAGAGAACAUUAUCCUUUAGUUAACAUAGAUGAAAUUAGGUCAAAACUUAAAGGUGCCGCAUAUUAUAGUCAUCUUGACGCAUUUUCAGGAUUUUGGUCUCUUAAAUUAGACAGUGAAAGUUCUGACUUAUGUACCUUUCAAACUCCAUUCGGUAGGUACAAAUAUUUAAGAUUACCCUUUGGAAUUAAUGCGUCAACUGAAAUUUUCUAUAGGAUUAUGCUAGAUUUGUUUGGAGAUCUAGAGGGAGUAUUAAUUUUUGUUGAUGAUUUUUUAGUCUAUGGUGAAACUGUUGAAAUACAUAAUAUGAGACUACGUAAGGUCAUGGAAAGAGUCAGGCAAGUUAAUUUAAAGUUGAAUAAGUCAAAAUGUAAAUUUUUAGUCGAGGAAGUAUGUUUUU